Molecule: messenger RNA, 7728 nt
Organism: Closterium sp. NIES-65
Lineage: Eukaryota; Viridiplantae; Streptophyta; Zygnematophyceae; Desmidiales; Closteriaceae
Source: the annotation of a GenBank genome assembly
AUGGCUGAUUUGCUUCCUAAAAACCCGUCACUCCAUCCCCAUCAAUCCACACAAUCGCUUCAAGCACAAAUCAACGCUACCCAGGCUGACCUCCCACCACACUUUCACGAAUCCAUCCCCGAUAUUGCCACAAAUUCGUUUAAGAAUAAAGUAACAGACCCCAGGGGAGUGUACCUGGAGUCGUACGGAUGCCAGAUGAACGUGAACGACCUGGAGGUGGUGCUGGGGAUCCUCAGAUCAGCAGGGUUCAACGUGGCGCGCGCUGUUAGGCCAGAGGAGGCACGGGUGAUUCUGGUGAACACGUGUGCGAUCAGGGAGAAUGCAGAGGCGAAGGUGGCGGUGCUGGGGUGCAUGGCAGAGCGGCUGAAGGAGCAGCUAGUGGCAGCGGAUAAGAUGGUUGACGUGGUGUGUGGGCCCGACGCUUACAGGGAUCUACCACGGCUCCUAGAUGAGGUGGAAGCGGGUCAGACAGGAGUCAACACGCUCCUGUCUCUCGACGAAACCUACGCUGAUGUGUCGCCCGUUCGCCUCGCCUCUAAUUCCGUCAGCGCGUUUGUGACUAUAAUGAGGGGCUGCGACAACAUGUGCUCCUACUGCAUUGUGCCUUUCACGAGGGGCAGGGAGCGCUCCCGGCCAAUCAGGAGCAUCCUUGGGGAGAUUGAGGAGCUCGCCGGGCAGGGCGUGAAGGAAAUUUAUCUUCUCGGGCAGAAUGUUAACAGUUACCGGGACACGUCAGCAUGUGAUACGGUUGAUUCAGUCACCACCACUGUUUCUUCCCCUUCCUCCUCCUCCUCCUCCUCCUCCUCCUCCUCCUCCUCCUCCUCCUCCUCCUCCUCCUCCUCCUCCUCCUCCUCCUCCUCCUCCUCCUCCUCCUCCUCCUCCUCCCAACCGUACUUGACCCCUGGCUUUUCCACAAUCUACAAACCCAAGCUGGGAGGGAUCCGAUUCGCCACUCUCCUAGACGAAGCUUCCCGGAACUUUCCCGACAUCCGCUUCCGCUUCACCUCCCCUCACCCCAAGGACUUUCCCGAGGAGCUUCUUUCGCUCAUGGCUGCCCGGGGCAACGUUUGCAAAAGUUUGCAUCUGCCCGCACAGAGCGGCAGCAGCAGUGUGCUGGGGAGGAUGCGCAGGGGGUAUUCGAGGGAGGCGUAUCUGGACCUGGUGGAGCGAGUGAGAAGCGUUGUGCCUGGUGCUGCCAUUAGCAGUGACUUCAUAACAGGCCUCUGUGGUGAGACAGAGGAGGAGCAUGAGGAGACGCUCUGUCUCAUGCGGGCAGAGCAAUACGACAUGACCCACAUCUGUGCCGAUAAAAAACCCCUAUCUCCCUGCUUGCCCUUCCUUCCUGCUUUCUGCGGUGAGACAGAGGAGGAGCACCAGGAGACGCUCUCUCUCAUGCGCGCAGUGGGAUACGACAUGGCCUACAUGUUUGCCUACUCGCUUCGCCUGUGCCCCACUAAUCCCUUCCUCUCUGCUUGCCUUCCCCACCCGACUUCCCAUGCUGCUGCCGCCGCUCCUGUGCCGCCAAUGCUGCUGCAGGCUUCUGCGGUGAGACAGAGGAGGAGCACCAGGAAACCCCCUCUCUCAUGCGUGCAGUGGGAUACGACAUGGCCUACAUGCUUCUGCGGCGAGACAGAGGAGGAGCACCAGGAGACGCUCUCUCUCAUGCGUGCAGUGGGAUACGACAUGGCAUACAUGUUUGCCUACUCGCUGCGCCCGCGCACACACGCCCACCGGCGGCUAGAGGACGAUGUACCGGAGGAGGUGAAGCAGCGGCGGCUGAGUGAACUCGUGACCACGUUCCGGGAGACAACAGCUGCCCGAUACACAGCUCAGGUGGGAACCAAGCAGGUGGUGCUCGUGGAGGGUCCCAACAAGCGCUCUCCACUCACAGAGCUGAUUGGGAAGACUGACCCGGGCCACCGAGUGACCUUCAACAACUCCCUCCACCAGCAUUUGACAGCGGCGGACAGGAAACACAAGGGUUCUUCGCUGGACUUGGAAAGUGGGGGGGGUGGGGGUGGGGCUAGUAGGGGUUCAGCUGGAGGGGGGGUUGCGAGCACUGGUGAUUAUGUGCUUGUGGAUAUUUGUGGCUCCACACAUGCUUCCCUUCGAGGGGUUUUAAAGGUGAUUGAGCGGGUGUCGAAUCAGAUGGAGGAAUCGGGUGGCAAUUACGAGUUGCUAAUCGCGAGACUGAACGCGGGGCUCAAGGCUUACGCCAGAGAGGAGAGUAAGAGGGUUCGCGCCACGUUGUCCUUUCUUCAUCAGGCGGUUGCUGAUCUGAAACAAGCGUGGCUGGGGGACCCGAGUUGCGUCCGGCUCAAGGACCUGCUGAGUGAAAGGGAGCUCCAACUGAGAAGCUAUCAGCAGUCGCGGCAGGAGAGACUGCACGUGAUGGCCGGUAUGAAGGAGGUGACGUUGGGGGAAGUCGCAUCACCUUUUUUAUCUGCGAAGAUUAAGGGCCGGAAGGCACGCACGCAAAUCACGGAGUUAAACGUGGGAGGCACAAUGGUUAGUGACAACAAAAGCAUUUUGGAUGCAGCCUCACAGUACUACCGGCAGCUGUUUGGAGCAGACAGACAGACGGUCUUAUCUGAGUGGGAACCCUCGGCGGACAGAAGGAUGUCGUCAGCAGUGGCGGAGUCGCUGACAGCUGAGUGGUCGGAAGAGGAGGUUAAGCGCGCGUUUCAGUCGAUGACGAAAAAUAAGGCUCCUGGUCGGGACGGCUUGCCAAAGGAGCUCUUUGAAGCGCACUGGGACAUCUUGGGCAAACACUUCAUGUUGCUGGUGAAAAGCUUCUCGGACACGGCGUCCCUUCCAACCUCCACGAAAGACGCGGUGACCAUCCUGCUGCACAAGAAAGGGGGCAGAGAUCAGCUGGAGAACUACCGUCCAAUCACAUUGCUCAGUUUCACCUACAAAGUGAUAGCGCGUGUGGUAGCAGACAGGAUGAAGAAAGCGCUCUCGGAGGUCGUCUCACCGGAGCAGUUUGGCUUCUUACCCGGGAGGAGGUUGUCGGAUGCUGUGGGGCUGGUGGCGGAUAUUAUUGAAGCAGCCAAAAACAAGGACAAAGAUUGGUACCUCCUGCUCGUUGACUUCAGGAAGGCCUUCGACUCUGUGUCGCGGGGAUUCCUGUUUACGGUGCUGGAGAAGAUGGGUUUUCCUCCCCGAUUUGUCGGAUGGAUUCGGGGCCUGCAUGAGAACACACGGACAAGUCUGUUGGUUAAUGGUUGGAUUGGUGAAGCGGUCGAUGUGGUCUCGGGGGUGCGCCAGGGCUGCCCCCUUGCACCUUACCUGUUUUUGUGCGCGGUGGAGCCGCUAGCGCAAGAAGCGGUGAACCGGAGGAUAGGCGUUUCCGAGGGUGAUCAGCGGCUGGCGUACCUUGGGUACGCCGACGAUACAACUCUUAUCCUGGAGGGGGAGGUGCAGAUUGCAGAGGCAGAGAAGCUGUUAGAAGAGUUUGCAGGGGAGUCAGGUCUCGCCACUAACAAGGAGAAGUCAGUUGUCUUACCUCUGGGGUCGAAUCUGGGCAGGCAGCCCUGGAAGACCGAUGGUUUCAAAUGGGCGAAAGCCGAUGAGGCAGAAAGGCUGCUGGGGGUGUGGGUGACUCCUGCUGGAAGCUGCAAUCCUACAUGGGAGAAGGCUUUCGCACAGAUUAAGCGGAAAUUGUCGCAGUGGGAGGCGCAGCACCUUACAACUGGCGCGCGUGCUGCGGUGAUCAACUGCUACGUCUCACCGAUAAUCUUCUUUCAGGCUCAGGUGUACCCGCCGCCGAUGGAUAUCUGGGGGAGGAUACUGAAACUGACGCACAAUUUCAUGUCGGGAAACCGGGCCUCUACCGACAAGGAAUUGAUACUGUGGAGCAGAGAGCUGCUGUACAUGGCCAGGGAAGAGGGGGGCGUCGGUGUGAAGGACCCUGAAAUUGCACUUACCUGCUUAAUUGCCAGGAAGAUCGGGCUGCUGCUCACCGAGACAAACGCGCUGAAACGCGACAUCAUGCUCCAAGCUGCGGACCUGCCGCUGGGAACGGACACUUUCGUCGCCCACGUGAAGCUGCUCAAAUGCUGGCGCAGGAAAAGCGAGCGGUGGAAGCUUGCGUGCGCUAACUUCAUGCAGUCGCCGCUCGCCAGCACGUCGCUUGAAUUAUCACGGGAGGAAGCUGCGAAGGAACGGAUCGUUUUCAACCGCCAUAUCCUGAUGAAUGGCACGACUCCAGUGGGCAGCCAGAAAGCCGCAGGAAAAUUGUGGGAGGUGCGUCUGGGUAACCUGCUGGUCGCGGGUGAGGACGGGGGCUGGUGUGUGAAGGAUGUCAAAACCCUAGCGAGGGAGCUCGGUGGCUCGAAGCAGGCAAAGCUUGCUCUACGGGCGUGGGAGGCUGCACCGCAGAGCUGGAAACUGCUUCUCCUCUCAGCCGAGCAAUCCUGUGCACCCACCACCCAGCUCCGCACUCCGCUACAGCGCACAGCGGCUUUCAGUGGUGGGGGGAUACCAUCGCUGAAGGAGUUGAAGGGGAACUGGCAACAGUCGAAACAUCAAUCGGCCAAACGGGAGCUCUGGGCGGGCAGAUGGGCAGGAGCCAUUGCCUGGAAAAGGGUUGUGAAAAUUCGGGACUCGCCGGUGACGCCGAACCGACCGCGGGAUGUGCUGCUGAGAAUUCACAGUCUCAACCUUCAGGUGGGCGAACGGCUUUCCUUCCUGAGUGGAAAGCCGGUCUGCCCGCAUUGCGGGGAGUUUGAAACUCUGGAACAUUGCCUCUACACCUGUCCAAGGAUCCAGACGGUUGUGGGGGCAGUUCGGAAGGCUCUGCGCAUGCUGAAUCCGACGAGGCAUGUUGACAGCUUGGGUGACCUACUGUUUGGCAACACUGCUUCCACCUCAGCUUUUCCGGAAGCAUCUCUCUCGGCAAUCGCAAUACACCAGAUUUGGGCAGAACGGUGUGAUUGCGUGUUUCGAGGCAAGAGGUUUCGGGCCAGGCGGGUGCUGAGGAGGAUUGAAGCAGCUUUCAGGCUCCAUGUGCGGGUGUACACUCGGGCAACAGGGAUAAAGCUGAACAUGAAGGGUGACUUGAGGCAGGGCGGGAAGACAUACGCGCUGGCAGAACAGGAGGUCGUUGGAGGUGAUUCGUCUUUUGAGUCGACUCAACAUUCAGCAUGUGCAAUUCUCACGUUCGUCACGUGCAUUUUCCCUCCUUCGAUGCGAUUCGAUCCGACCUCCUCCAGCCACAUCAUCAUGCGGACCCACGAGACCCGCACGGAGGGCGUGCUCGACUGCACAGGCGCGCUCACCGUCCUCGCUACAAAGCUCACCGCUGUCGCGUAUAACUACCAGGACGGGCUCACGCUGCUCAAGGAGAAGGACCAAGGCGCGAAAGCCAAGGACGAGACGGAGAAGAAGGAAUUAACCGAGGAGCAGAGGCGGCGCGAGGAGCGGAUGGAGCGUUCGCGAUUGGAGCGGCGAAAGGCGGCGCUGGUUACCAUGCCGUCGCCGCUGGAGCUGUUGGGGUACCUCUUCUGCUUCGGGCUGCACAUGACGGGCCCGUUCUUCGAGUUCAAAGCGUACGACGACUGGACCCGCCGACAAGGGUCGACUCAAAGUCAACGCGGGCUGCACAUGACGGGCCCGUUCUUCAAGUUCAAAGCGUACGACGACUGGACCCGCCGACAAUGGAUCUGGUCCCCAAGUCUCAAGCAGCCGUCCGUCCUCCCCGCGUUCUUCCGCGCGUUCGGUUCAGGGCAUCCUUGCAGCGAUAGCCUCACUCUUCUGUCUGUUCCCAUCCACCCCCUUCCCAUCCACCCCCUUCCCAUCCACCCCCUUCCCAUCCACCCCCUUCCCAUCCACCCCCUUCCCAUCCACCCCCUUCCCAUCCACCCCCUUCCCAUCCACCCCCUUCCCAUCCACCCCCUUCCCAUCCACCCCCUUCCCAUCCACCCCCUUCCCAUCCACCCCCUUCCCAUCCACCCCCUUCCCAUCCACCCCCUUCCCAUCCACCCCCUUCCCAUCCACCCCCUUCCCAUCCACCCCCUUCCCAUCCACCCCCUUCCCAUUCACCCCCCUCCCCUGCAGAUCUGGUCCCCGGGUCUCAAGCAGCCGUCCGUCCUUCCGGCGUUCUUCCGCGCGUUCGUGCAGGGCAUCCUCGCAGCUCUUGUCUUCCUGCUCGUGUCGCCCUCGCUGGACCUCACGCGCAUCAGCGACCUGCGCAAGAACCGCGCGUACCCCUUCCACCUGCGCUGGCUGUUCGCGCACCAGGCCAGCAUCGUGUGGCGCUUCCGCGCGUACAUCCUCUGGAGCAUCACCGAGGCCGCCAUGGUCGUCGGCGGGCUGGGCUUCAGUGGCUGGGAGACGCCGAAAAAGGGGGGGGAGGCUGGGAAGGGCGGGGCUGGGAAGGGGGAAGCGGAGGGGGCGAACGGGGGUGGGAAGGGUGGUGAUGGGGGGAAGAGGGAGGGUGAUGAGACGUGUGCGGCGCCUGGAGGGGAGGGGGAGGGGGAGGGGAAGGCGCUGUGGAAUAGAGCGCGGAACGCGGAUAUUCUGGGGUUCGAGUUCCCCAAGAGCUGCCUCGACUUCGCCACCACGUGGAACAUCUCCUACGGCCUCUGGCUCCGGCUGUGUGAGUUCCCUGCUCUCUGGCUCCGGCUGUGUGAGUUCCCUGCUCUCUGGCUCCGGCUGUGUGAGUUCCCUGCUCUCUGGCUCCGGCUGUGUGAGUUCCCUGCUCUCUGGCUCCGGCUGUGUGAGUUCCCUGCUCUCCCCCUCAUCCCUGCUCUCUAUCAGCCCGUGGCAACCCCUCAUCCCUGCUCUCUGGCUCAGGCUCUCGCAUGGUGCCGCCCGGCAGGAAGGCAACCUUUUUCCACAUGCUCGCCACCAUGUUUCAUUCUCACCACCCCCCACCCGCUCUGCCCCCAUACCCCAUGCUUCAUUCUCAACCCCUGGCCUCUUGAUCUUAAUCCCUCCUCAGACGUGUACGAGCGCAUGGUGCCGCCCGGCAGGAAGGCCACCUUUUUCCACAUGCUCGCCACCAUGUUCGUCAGCGCCGUCUCCCAUGUGAGUUUCACAUGCUCCCUUGCCUCCCUCUCAUGUGGGUUCCUCUUAACCCCCCUCCCGCCCAUGUGCGUUCCCCCUCCUUACCCCCUCCUCCCAUGUGCGUUCCUCCUUACCCCCCCCCCCCCAUGUGCGUUCCCCCUCCUUACCCCCUCCUCCUAUGUGCGUUCCUCCUUAACCCCUCCCCCCAUGUGCGUCCUUCCUUACUCCCUCCCAUCUGCGUUCUUCCUAUUGCAUCCCAUGCUUCGCUCGCCCAUGUGCGUCGCCCCUAGCCCCAUGUGCGUCGCCCCUAGCCCCAUGCGCGUCGCCCCUAGCCCCAUGCGCGUCGCCCCUAGCCCCAUGCGCGUCGCCCCUAGCCCCAUGCGCGUCGCCCCUAGCCCCAUGCGCGGCCUGAAUUGGGGCGACUUCAUCUUCUUUGCCAACUGGGCGCUUGUCGUUGCCAGCUCCAAAGCCAUAUAUCAAAUCACUGCAGGAAUCCCCAAGGGCACCAUCACGCACCGCAUUGUUGCGCUUCUUCACACCCUCUACGGCAUCUUUGUCUGCAGCUACAUGGCCAGCGCCUUCUGUGUGAUGACGCUAUCGGGCGCAUUUUCAGCCUACAGUGGCAUGUACUAUACUGGUACUGUCAUUCCAAUUUUCCUGAUUGUUUUGUCAAUGGUGUACAAGCCCCGCCGCCCGAAGACUGUCAAGACAGAGUAA